AGGAAAGGGGGGGAAAAUCCUUCCGGAACAUUCCCGGCAAAUCCGUGUCCAGGUGGGGCCGCCAUGAGGGCCGGGCUGCAGGAGGGCGACCGCAUCGUCAAGGUGAACGGGACGAUGGUGAGCAACAGCUCCCACCUGGAAGUGGUGAAGCUGAUCAAGUCCGGUGCCUACGUGGCCCUGACCCUGCUGGGAUCCCCCCCCGGAUCCCUGGGAAUUCCGGGAUCCCAGCAGGAGCCGGAGCCCCCGGGAGGUCCCCAAGGGCCCCCCCAGCUCAUCACCGAGCCCAGGCCCCUCCAG
This is a messenger RNA of Cyanistes caeruleus (blue tit), 297 nucleotides long. Lineage: Eukaryota; Metazoa; Chordata; Aves; Passeriformes; Paridae. The record is from RefSeq and is a predicted model, not a curated record.